Messenger RNA from Arxiozyma heterogenica, 390 nucleotides. It is a transcript of the gene MLO1, whose product is annotated as Mlo1p. The record is from RefSeq and is a predicted model, not a curated record. The coding region runs from base 1 to 390 and encodes 129 amino acids. The transcript has a single exon. NCBI's taxonomy places the organism in Eukaryota, Fungi, Ascomycota, Saccharomycetes, Saccharomycetales, Saccharomycetaceae.
AUGAACACAGUGAAAUAUAUAGUGUUUUGUAUAAAAAGAUUGUUAAUAGAUACAAAAUUGUAUAAGAAUAGACACAGAAAUAAAUUACCUAUCCGUUAUUCACAAUUUAUUGUUGAAAAAUAUGAAUAUAAACGUUGGUAUGAAUUAAAAGGGAGUGAGAAAGAAGAUUUUAUACAAAAUUUUGUGAAAAAUUAUCAAAAGCAUUACCCUAAAUCAAAGACUAACCUUUCAUUAAAAGAAUUGUCAAUUGAUAAAAAAACGUUUCAUGAUUCACCUUGUGUUUUUGGCGUGUUUUACGAUGAUAUUUGGAAGUGUAGGCAAUAUGGAAGCAGUAACAAUAAUACACGGUUCCAACACCCUAAUUUUAUUAAUUUAUUGAUCAAAAGGUGA